Molecule: messenger RNA, 783 nt
Organism: Apiotrichum porosum
Lineage: Eukaryota; Fungi; Basidiomycota; Tremellomycetes; Trichosporonales; Trichosporonaceae
Exons: 5
Coding region: 1-783 (260 amino acids)
Source: RefSeq, a predicted model, not a curated record
AUGGUCCCCGUCACCGGCCCUGUUGACUACACCGUUGCGCUGUGGAGCGAAUACCCGUGGUGGCCCUACAGAUACGACUUCUUCAUCUCUCAAGCACCUGCUAUUGGUCGCGAGGUCACCACCCCAACUGUGUCGUUCAUCUUCCCCAUCUCUUCGCCCCAAACCUACCACCCUACCAACCUAACUCCCCCGUUCCGCUUCAAGCCAUCCGAGGUGCCUCUCUACUUUCGCAAGUUCUAUUGGUACGAGAACGGGGAAACCAAGUCGAUUACUAGAGACGAGCUCAAGAUGGCCUGGCAUAUCCUGGGUCAACUGCGUCGGUCUGACAUGGACUUGGUUGUAAGCCUCAACACGGCAUGCGACUUCGGCCUGGAGUCGCCUAUCAGCACGGUUGCGUUUCACGCCGCCUGCGAGCAGGCCUAUUCACUCAGAGAACCCCUCGAGCGCUGGACAUUUCGCAACUCGACACUCAUCGCUGGACUUGCCUCGCACUUGAACGACAUAGCCGACCUCGAAUACGCCGGUAUUGUUCCAACCAGUUGGCAUCGUUACGAAUGCGAGAUGACGUUCGAGACGCUUGCCACCCUGGAUGCCAACAUCGCCCAUACCGAUUACCUGUUCCGUGCCUCCAGGCUCAUUCUCGAACAAGGCGUGUACGUUGAACCCGAAUGGAAGGCUUUUGAGUCCCAAGUGCGCGCCGCUAUUCAAGGCAUGGAGGCCUUCCGCAUGGUAGAGGGCAGCAAGCCGAACCCAACUUUCCGUGUUCGCCAAAGGCUCAAUUGA